AUAAAUACUCUGCUCUCGACUUCUCGGAGACGGCUAGGGUUUUAGCUUUUAUCUGAACAAUGGCCAUGUAUCUUCUUUACGAAUCAUCUUCCGGGUACGGCCUGUUCGAAGCACACGGCCUCGAUGAGAUAGGACAGAACACAGAGGCAGUUCGAAGCUCCGUCUCGGACCUGAGUCGCUUCGGUCGUGUCGUCCAGCUCACUGCUUUCCACCCUUCUGAGUCUGCACUCGAUGCUCUUAACCAAAUCAACGCCGUCUCCGAAGGGUAUAUGAGUGAUGAGCUGAGAUGUUUUCUGGAGUUGAACCUUCCGAAAGUGAAGGAAGGCAAGAAGCCCAAGUUCAGCUUAGGAGUCUCUGAGCCAAAGAUUGGUUCUUGCAUCUUUGAAGCCACCAAGAUUCCAUGCCAGAGCAAUGAGUUCGUUCAUGAGCUUCUUAGAGGUGUUCGUCAGCAUUUUGAUAGGUUCAUCAAGGACCUAAAGCCUGGUGAUUUGGAGAAAGCACAACUUGGACUAGCUCACAGCUACAGCAGAGCAAAGGUGAAGUUCAAUGUUAACCGUGUGGAUAACAUGGUUAUUCAAGCCAUCUUCAUGCUUGAUACUCUUGAUAAGGAUAUCAACUCCUUUGCCAUGAGAGUCAGAGAAUGGUACUCGUGGCACUUCCCAGAGCUAGUGAAGAUAGUCAAUGACAACUACCUUUACGCCCGAGUCUCAAAGAUGAUUGAAGACAAGUCAAAGCUCUCUGAAGAGCACAUCCCUAUGCUUACUGAAGUCCUCGGGGAUGAAGAUAAGGCAAAAGAAGUCGUUGAAGCUGGAAAAGCAUCUAUGGGCCAGGAUUUAUCUCCACUUGAUCUGAUGAACGUCCAGACCUUUGCUCAGAAAGUUAUAGAGCUAGCUGAUUACAGAAAGAAGCUCCACGAUUACCUUGUUGCUAAAAUGAGCGACAUUGCUCCAAACUUGGCGGCAUUGAUCGGAGAUAUGGUUGGUGCAAGGCUGAUCUCACAUGCUGGGAGCCUGACGAAUCUCGCCAAGUGCCCCUCUUCAACUCUCCAGAUUCUUGGUGCUGAGAAGGCACUUUUCAGGGCGCUUAAAACGCGUGGGAACACGCCCAAGUACGGUCUUAUAUUCCAUUCUUCGUUCAUUGGACGCGCGGCUGCUAAAAACAAGGGACGUAUUGCUCGUUACCUGGCAAACAAGUGUUCCAUUGCUUCCCGGAUUGAUUGUUUCGCUGAUAGCAGCACUACGGCUUUUGGUGAGAAACUUAGGGAACAAGUAGAGGAACGACUAGAAUUUUAUGACAAAGGUGUUGCCCCACGUAAGAAUGUGGAUGUAAUGAAAGAAGUGAUGGAGAAUCUUGACAAGAAAGAUGAGGGAGAAGAGAAAGUGGUGGAGGCCUCUGAGAAGAAAAAGAAGAAAGAGAAGAGAAAGGCAGAGGAGAAGGAUGAGGAGGAAGUAGAAGAAGAGGUGAAAUCAAAGAAAAAGAAGAAAAGCAAAGUAGUUGAAGAGGAAACGACAACAGAUAAUGGUCACAGCAAGAAGAAAAAGAAGAAGAAAACUAAGUCACAAGAUGAUGAAUAGACCAUGACAAGUUUUUUUCUUUUUGUAGUGUUGCAUUUUUUCUUUAUCUGUUUUUUUUUUUUACUUUAUGAACAACUUAAAACUCCUAGCAGCAUUAUCAGAUGUUUUUAGACUAGUUUUCUGUCUUAACAGAAGAAAAGUUAAAUGAUGGAAUCUUUUGUUGAA
Raphanus sativus (radish) is the source of this 1739-nucleotide messenger RNA. RefSeq names its product nucleolar protein 56-like. Gene Ontology annotation, cellular component: small-subunit processome; box C/D methylation guide snoRNP complex. The record is from RefSeq and is a predicted model, not a curated record. Gene Ontology annotation, molecular function: snoRNA binding. The coding region runs from base 60 to 1574 and encodes 504 amino acids. Lineage: Eukaryota; Viridiplantae; Streptophyta; Magnoliopsida; Brassicales; Brassicaceae. The transcript has 7 exons.